Messenger RNA from Cyprinodon tularosa, 731 nucleotides. RefSeq lists its product as uncharacterized. The coding region runs from base 54 to 707 and encodes 217 amino acids. NCBI's taxonomy places the organism in Eukaryota, Metazoa, Chordata, Actinopteri, Cyprinodontiformes, Cyprinodontidae. The record is from RefSeq and is a predicted model, not a curated record. The transcript is spliced from 3 exons.
GUGAGUCGCAGGCACACAGUUCAACCAAUAUUCUGAUUCCUUCCACAACCAAGAUGAUGCUAGUUCAGACUUCUCGCCCUGAGACAGAUGAAAAUCUGAGCACAAGUUCAUCUUCUUGUGCAAGCACCCUGAUAGUUGACAGAAGCCCUCAAAGUGAAUAUGGAGAACCCAUUGAGGAUGUAGCACAGAGUGACAGAAGGUCCUGGCAGCCAUGUCAGAGGUGUGGUCCAGAGUUGAGAAAACUUGAAAAAGAGAAGAAGAGGAUGGAGGACAUUCUCUGCAGCAUAAAGCCAGAAGACAUCAGAGUGGCUCGAGGAUUUCUUAAAAAUGUUGCUCUGUACCAGGAGAGCCCUGCAGCCUUGAUCCACCCGUCACAGAAGGCUCUUCAGGAGCUCUUUCCCAAUAGUGGCCUGUUCCUGUCAUCCUUCAAGCUUGCCUCCAUAAUGCACCAAUGUGACCAUGACAGCCUUCGACUUUUCCAUCUCCUUUAUGAACACUUCUUCACCGCAGAGGAGUGCACCAAUGCAGUGGCUUUCGGACGACAUGGCAAGAUACCAGAGGGGAAGCAGCUGCUUGACCAAAGCAAAGUUGAUGGAAUUCUGACCUAUGUGAGGCGGUGCGCAACGAUGGAGAACUGGAAACCAGUAGAGGAGGCCAAGCUUAAAAAGGCCCUCAUAAAUAAAUGCCGUCACAGGUCAGUACAGUGACUGGCUUUACAGGCAUAAUGUUUA